AUGGCUUCUACGACCACCAUGAACAGCUGGAUGGAAGAGCUGGCCCUCACGUUCCUUCCAUCGAACAACAAGUCUAAAGAUGCACGCAAGCAUAAAGAAGUUUUUAUUCGCAAGAUUAGGAACCACCCCUAUGGACGAACAGAUCAAUUUGCGGUUGCGGAAAAGCUUGCCGGCCUUGAGGAGAAACUACUAGUGCUUAACCUCGACGAUGUGGCCGAAGAACUAUACUCUCGCCGGAGGGAGCUGAGCAGACACAAUGAGCGGUGGAUUCCAGACGUCCUUGAUCUUUUGCUCCAUCUAUCGCAUGAUCUGGUGAAGCACAACCAGAUCGAAAUCCUCGAAAAUCUCCGCCCUCGACCCCAGACCACCGAGCCAUUGAAAUGGGCUGAUGUUGAGGCGGACGCUCCUGACAAGCACCGUGACGGGAUCUGGCAGAUUCCAGAGUACAGUGACUUUAGCUCAGAUGACGACGAAAUAAUCCUUUCGAGCACGAAAACGUCUCCUGUCAGUGAUCAACAGAAACAAGAAAACACUGUUGGACUGGACAGGAUUCUCGACGAACAGGAUGGUGAUGGCGAUCUCAUCUCCCCUUUCGACCUCCAAGCUUCACAGUUCUGGCAUAGCUCGGAGCGGAGUGUACCCGAGAAGCAAGCGGCCAGAGAGGUCCUGUUUAUGCUGGGUGGGCUCCCCACGUCCCUCUUUGUCUCCUCUAAUCGUGCAAUACGACCCAAUCCACAAUAUCGAAUUCGUCACCUUGAAAACAGUGCUUCACAGGUGCUUUUGAUUGCAGCAGCUUCUUUGGGUUCACAAAUUGAUCGUGUCCGCAAAUGGCUGGAUAUUCCGCAAGAUGUGAGCGUUAUGCAGCUCGUCCAAGAUGGUAUCAGAGAUAUCCUAGUCGACUUUGAGCAAGGGGUGUCUGAGAUGCAAAACGAUAUUUUGCAUGACAUCUCAUCCACAGGAACCAUCAGCCUCCUUCAAAUUUUGCAAACUGUGAGAAAGGAAAGCAGUCGCUUGAGGGCCAUUGAUGCUGUUACGCCGCAUCUUGCCCAGAAUGACACCAUCGGAUCCUUGGAUACGCUUUACAGCCAGCUAGAUCAAGCAUAUUCCGCGUGUGAUUUGGCAGCCUCUGAGACACUGCUUCCGAUUUUCAUAUCUGCUUUCCAGCUAUAUGCCAAACCGCUCGACCUCUGGUUGCAUACGGGGAGAUUGGAUUCUUCCGCACCCUUCUUCAUACAUGAGAGCGAAGGCGUGAGAAACGGUGCCACACUAUGGCAUGACUGGUUUCAGAUUUCUGACGAUAAGAGACACGUUCCUCUUGUCCUUCAACCCGUUGCUGAAAAGAUUUUUACAGCUGGCAAAACAGCUGCCUUUUUGCAGCGUCUAGGACGAGCAGAUGUCGACCGUGAGGAACAACUGCUUGGACUCGACUGCGCCAUGACAGAGACUCUCCAGAUGAUUGGCGGGUCACCGAUUCCGUUUUCAGCAACUUUCGAGACGGUCCUAGAACGCCACUUGAAUUCUCUCCUGGUCAGCUCUACAGCAGCUCUCAAAGAGCUUUUAGAGGGCCACUGUGGUCUCACACGACUCCUUGAUGCGUUCGACUACCUUUACCUCGGUAUCGACGGGGCGAUUUUGAGCCACAUUGAAUGUCGAUUGUUCAAUCGAAUAGACAGCUGCCUGGAGAUGUGGAACGACCGCUUCCUUGUUGCGAGCUCAUUAGCCGAAGCGUACCAAGGCAUCGAAUGCAUCGAUGCAGACUCAAUAACUGUCCACUCGGCGUACACAUCAUCUCGAAGCAUUGCGAACCGCCGCCGCUCGGUCAAGAUCCUCGGCGCCGUGACGGUCUCAUACCACGUUAACUGGCCUCUCGCCAAUAUCGUCCUGCCAGCUUCGAUGGCGUCGUAUCAACGGAUCGGUCUGAUCCUGGUCCAGAUCCGGCGGGCCAAAUUUGUUCUCGAACGCCGCGCGUAUUUCCGCGUCCAGCAUACUCCUCUCGGCAUGGACAUGAAUACCCAAAAGAACGCACAAUCCGUCUAUUCAAUGUUGCUGCACUUUGUCAAUCUUCUCUACGCCCAUCUCACCACAUGCACCAUCAAACCCUUAACCUCCGCCAUGCGUGCCAAUCUCACUUCCACUGCGACUGCGACGGUAAGUGUCGAUGACAUGAUCGCUCUGCACACGGGCUACAUCCGUACGCUCGAGCACGCGUGCCUCUCGAGCGACCGCAUCACGCCGCUCCGAGAGAGCGUCCUGGCCAUCUUGGAUCUGUGCAUCCGCUUCGCUGACCUGGUGACGUCGCCGGGCACAGCUUCAACUGGGCACCGCGGCUACGGCGACAUGGACUUUGAGGCAGGUUCGUACAUCUCGGUACGGAGCAGCCGCCGAGGACGUCGGCGAAGAUAUGGCAAUGCUCAGCAUGAUAUGGAGUCUUUGUCAUCUGACAGCGAGGAUGAGGAUGAGGAUUACCCUAGUGGUGCAGGGGAGGGGGAAGGUUACUCGACGUUCAUGUUGGACGAAGACAGCUCCGUGAUGAAGGAGGUUGUGAAAGUGCGCGAAGCCUUUCUGAAACACGCAUAUUUUCUGAUAGCCGGGCUGAGGGGCGUGGCGAGAAGUUCGGGUGCUUUGGGCGACGGGUUUGAACUGCUCGCGGAUUCACUGGAAGGGACAGUCAUAGGCACUGGGAAAAGACAUAGGCAAAGCGAUUUGUAG
Molecule: messenger RNA, 2709 nt
Organism: Capronia epimyces CBS 606.96
Lineage: Eukaryota; Fungi; Ascomycota; Eurotiomycetes; Chaetothyriales; Herpotrichiellaceae
Exons: 1
Coding region: 1-2709 (902 amino acids)
Biological process (GO): spindle assembly; meiotic cell cycle; cytoplasmic microtubule organization
Cellular component (GO): centrosome; spindle pole; gamma-tubulin complex
Molecular function (GO): gamma-tubulin binding; microtubule minus-end binding
Source: RefSeq, a predicted model, not a curated record